This is a messenger RNA of Siniperca chuatsi (mandarin fish), 2995 nucleotides long. Its product is annotated as protein-lysine 6-oxidase-like. Gene Ontology annotation, biological process: peptidyl-lysine oxidation. Bases 323 to 1843 code for a protein of 506 amino acids. The record is from RefSeq and is a predicted model, not a curated record. Gene Ontology annotation, molecular function: protein-lysine 6-oxidase activity; copper ion binding. Lineage: Eukaryota; Metazoa; Chordata; Actinopteri; Centrarchiformes; Sinipercidae. The transcript has 7 exons.
CUAAGCAAACGUCCUUGUGUAAGUCCUGUGUAACAGAACUUAACCACGGCAAGGCAUGGGUUAAAUUUUCUUGCUAGAAAGUUUGACUUUGCUGGGCUGAAUUCGAUAAAUGACCAGGAAAAAAGGCUCCAGCCCUCCUCUCCUCUCCACUUGUCAGUCCUCCUGAGACCUGAUAUGUGGUUCUGUGUAAGUGCUGGAACUGAGAGCGCACUCCUGCUUUUCAUCCACUUCCCACAAAGAAGCAUCUGUGCGCGGAAUUCAUCUCAUAAUCUGAUUUAUUAUUGAUUUACGGAAGGGAUUUAUUUUUUGUAGUUUUACUGCCAUGGCAAAAUGGUCACUUUUAUUUUUAUACUUUUUCCAAGGAUUACUUCCCCUCAUCUUUGGGCAGCAGCAGCAGCAGCGCACAGCUGGCCCCUGGCGGCACCGGAUUCAGUGGGAGAACAACGGGCAGGUUUACAGUUUAAUGAGCACUGGAUUAGAGUACCAGGCUCCACUUCGGUCCAGAAGCCAGUCGAGGGUUUAUGUGAGCAGCAGGAGGGAUGGCACCAGGAGCCAAAUGCCGGGAGCGAACAGAGGAGCGACGCUUGUAAGACCCGGACAGGCUGACUCCAGACAGUUCAGGACUGAUCAUGGUGUAGAGCCGGGAUCUAUUACGCCAGGACACGAUGUUAGACAGUAUGCGCCUUUUAAUGGUCGUGCGUCAGGGGCCAGACAGCAGCCUGCGCGCCCGUACGGAGCAGGAGCUGCAGGUUUUCCAGGCGCACGACGCUUUAACCCCGAACACACCAACACCAUCAACGCCUCUGCACCGGGGAGUUUCACAGAUUUUCCACGCAGAAGAGGAGGUGUCAGUGUGGAUGCUACUGCACUGCACACCAGAGGAGGAGAACCAGGACUCGGUGCGCAAUACCAACAGUUACGCGCGGUGCCAGAGGCGAUGUCUGUCUCCAGGCAACCCGCGCAGACGGAUCACUCCAUCUCAUAUCCCACAACUGUGGAAAGGGAAUCUGAGGCUCCUGCUCCAUUCCUUGCACCUAGUGAGGAUGUUUCAAACGAGGCAACCGGUAAUGGAGAGAACAUGGUUAACGACGACCCUCGAAACCCGUUUAAAAACCACAGGAAUUCUGUUUUCUACAACACGUAUCCCACAAGAGGGAGGUCAGUGGCUCGCACGCGCCGUCCGCCUGGCACAGGAUAUGGAACAAGAUAUUUCCAGAAUGGACUGCCAGACCUUGUGCCAGAUCCAUAUGCCAUCCAAGCAGGUGCUUAUAUCCAGCGCAUGCAGAUGUAUGCGCUCCGCUGUGCAGCUGAGGAGAACUGUCUAGCCAGGUCGGCUUAUGGACCCGCCGUGAGAGACAUUGACUUCAGAGUACUCCUGCGGUUCCCCCAGAAAGUAAAGAACCAAGGCACCACUGACUUCCUUCCUGUCAAGCCGAGAUAUCAGUGGGACUGGCACAGCUGUCACCAACACUACCACAGCAUGGACGCCUUCAGUAACUACGACUUGCUGGACGUCGUCACUGGACGUAAAGUGGCCGAGGGACACAAGGCCAGUUUUUGCCUGGAGGACACGGGCUGUGACCCCGGAUUCAGACGGCGCUAUGCCUGUACGUCUCAUACACAGGGACUGAGCCCAGGAUGCCAUGACAUCUACGCUGCCAACAUUGACUGUCAGUGGAUCGACAUCACUGAUGUACCUCCAGGAAACUACAUCUUGAAGGUUACUGUCAAUCCCAAUUUCCACGUCUUGGAGUCAGACUUCACCAACAACGUAGUGAGAUGUGAUAUCACAUACACAGGAAUUUAUGUUCAGACACGCAACUGUCGAGUAACAAGGGGUUGAACUCUUCCUUUUCAAGUGCUAUCUGCAGGAAUUUUGCAGCAAACAUCUUUCCCUGUACUGUACAGCAACAUCGAAAAAGUGCAAUUGGUAAUGUUUAAUUGUACGUUUACACCAAUUUUGUACAUUAAACUAGUGAGAUCCUCAGAUUUACUUGAUUAUGUAUUUCUACAAAUGUGCCAUGAUUCAUAACAAAGAGUUUUUUUGCCUUAACAAGUACUGUGUUCAUAUACAUUUAUUUCGUGAAUGCUGGUUUAUUGCUUGAAAUGUGUGUUUUGUUGCCACAUGUUGUUUUUGUCUUGUUUAUCUGCUUUAUGUUGUGCACAUCUUUAGUGUUUACAGUUUUAUUUAAAGGAUAAGAUAUUCUGUAUUUUUGUUACUGUCAACAAAUCUCAUGAAAAGACCAAAACCAACAGUGUGUUAAGUCCACCUCUCAAUACUUUUAGACUUCCCUACCUGGUCUGUGGCUCUCAGUCCUAAGCCCAUUGGUUCCUGAUGAAAACAUAAGUCUUUAAAAACGGAUCACAAAAUAUAUAGUUACAUUUUAAGACUAAAUAAUUUUCUAAAACAGCUGGGCACUGUAGUUUUUUGCAAGUGUUACUCAAACAGGAGCAAAUAGUGCAUUUGUUAGGGACUACUCUAAGCUGUGGACUUGGAUGUUCAAGUCAAUAUUCAUGGUAUGUUAUAGUAACUCAAAAUAAACUACAUGGUCAUGAUAAUGAAGGAACGUAUAAACCAGUGAAAUGAUGUGGCUCAUAAUAAUUUUUGGACAUCAGUGGAGCUCUAUGGCACAGAGGGACAAAAUAUAUCAGGCUUUGGACACACAGACAACACUUGUUGAUCAAUUCAUUGCUGGUUUUGGUCUUUUCAUGGGAUUUGUUGAAAACCAGAAAAAAACAGAAUAUCACCAGACUUAUCCUUUAACCACUUGAUAGUCACAUUAGCAAAUUGCAAAUAUCUCAUUUUAUGAUAAAUAGUAAGUGUAGUAUUAUGUUUGAGUAUGUUUGUAUGAAUGUGUGCUUGUGUAUAACUGAGUGACUGGAAAAUGUGGAAAACUAUAAUGUAAAACUGUUAAUAUUGCUAAAACAUUGUUGAAAACCUCAUUAUGAUCUGUUGGUAUGUUGGAUUUAAUACAAUAAAGAUAGUGAGGAGUGA